CCUGCAUCCACCCAGCUGCCACCUUGUGAGCUAUAAGAGCACCCAGACUUCCGGACCAGCUUUGGGCGGGUGCCAUGUGAGCCCAGCCUGGUUUCCCCUCCUACUGGCCCUCCUUUCUUUCCUCCUCCUGCCUGCCAGUGUCCACUCAACCUCUCCAAAGAGGGACUUGGCAUCAUGUCUCUACUCAACCCUAUCCUGCUGCCCCCUAAGGUGAAGGCAUAUUUGAGCCAAGGGGAGCGCUUCAUCAAAUGGGAUGAUGAAACUGCAAUUGCUGCCCCGGUCAUCCUCCGUGUGGAUCCCAAGGGCUAUUACUUAUACUGGACAUACCAGAGUAAGGAGAUAGAGUUUCUGGACAUCACUAGCAUCCGAGACACCCGCUAUGGGAAGUUUGCCAAGACGCCCAAGAGCCAGAAACUCCGGGAGGUCUUCAACAUGGACUUUCCAGACAACCACUUCCUGAUGAAGGCACUCACAGUGGUGUCCGGCCCUGACAUGGUAGACCUUACCUUCCACAACUUUGUCUCUUAUAAGGAGAACGUUGGCAAGGACUGGGCUGAGGAUAUAUUAGCCCUGGUCAAGCACCCGCUGACAGCCAACGCCCCCCGGAGCACCUUCCUGGACAAAAUCUUGGUGAAGCUCAAAAUGCAGCUGAACCCCGAAGGGAAGAUCCCCGUAAAGAAUUUUUUCCAGAUGUUUCCUGCUGAUCGAAAACGUGUAGAGGCGGCUCUCGGUGCUUGCCACCUUGCAAAAGGCAAGAACGAUGCUAUCAACCCCGAGGACUUCCCAGAGUCUGUGUAUAAGAGCUUCCUCAUGAGCCUGUGUCCUCGGCCAGAAAUUGAUGAAAUCUUCACUUCCUACCAUGCGAAGGCCAAGCCCUACAUGACCAAGGAACAUCUGACCAAAUUCAUCAACCAGAAACAGCGGGACUCACGGCUCAACACCCUGCUGUUCCCUCCAGCCCGGCCUGAUCAGGUGCAGGGUCUCAUCGAAAAGUACGAGCCCAGCGGCAUCAAUGUGCAGAGGGGCCAGCUGUCACCCGAGGGUAUGGUCUGGUUUCUCUGUGGGCCAGAGAACAGCGUGCUGACCCAGAACACGCUGCUGCUCCACCAUGACAUGACACAGCCACUCAAUCACUACUUCAUCAACUCUUCACACAACACCUACCUGACAGCCGGCCAGUUCUCAGGCGUGUCCUCGGCUGAGAUGUACCGCCAGGUGCUGCUGUCUGGCUGCCGGUGUGUGGAGCUAGACUGCUGGAAGGGGAAGCCCCCGGAGGAGGAGCCGAUCAUCACCCAUGGCUUCACCAUGACCACAGACAUCUUGUUCAAGGAAGCAAUCGAAGCCAUUGCAGAAAGUGCCUUUAAGACCUCCCCCUACCCUGUCAUCCUGUCAUUUGAAAACCAUGUGGACUCGCCCCGACAACAGGCUAAGAUGGCUGAGUACUGCCGAACCAUGUUUGGGGAAAGCUUGCUUACAGAGCCCCUGGAAAAGUUCCCUUUGAAACCUGGCAUCCCUCUCCCCAGCCCUGAGGAGCUCCGGGGCAAGAUCCUCAUCAAGAACAAAAAGAACCCGUUUCCUGGUGCAGUAGCCCCCAGCAAGAAGCCUGGUGGAGAGGCUGAGGGCAGUGCCCCCAUGGGAGAGGACACAGUGUGGGCUGCUGAGGAAGUGGCUGAGGUAGAGGAGGUGGACGAGGAGGAGGAGGAGGAGGAGUCGGGAAGCCUAGAUGAAGAAGAGAUGAAGAAGAUGCAGUCUGAUGAGGGCACGGCGGGCCUGGAGGUGACAGCUUAUGAGGAAAUGUCCAGCCUCGUCAAUUACAUCCAGCCCACCAAGUUCAUCUCCUUUGAGUUCUCUUCCCAGAAGAACCGAAGUUAUGUCAUCUCCUCCUUCACCGAGCUCAAGGCCGCUGACCUGCUCUCCAAAGCCUCAGUGCAGUUUGUGGACUACAACAAGCGCCAGAUGAGCCGCGUGUACCCCAAGGGCACCCGCAUGGACUCCUCCAACUACAUGCCCCAGAUGUUCUGGAAUGCUGGAUGCCAGAUGGUUGCCCUCAACUUCCAGACAAUGGACCUGCCCAUGCAGCAGAACAUGGCACUGUUUGAGUUCAACGGACAGAGUGGCUACCUCCUCAAGCAUGAAUUCAUGCGCCGGCCGGACAAGCAGUUUAACCCCUUCUCGGUGGACCGCAUCGAUGUGGUGGUAGCCACCACCCUUUCCAUUACGGUGAUCUCUGGGCAGUUCCUGUCAGAACGCAGUGUGCGCACCUAUGUGGAAGUAGAACUGUUCGGCCUCCCAGGGGACCCCAAGAGGCGCUAUCGCACCAAGCUGUCACCCAACACCAACUCCAUUAAUCCUGUCUGGAAGGAGGAACCCUUUGUCUUUGAGAAGAUCUUGAUGCCUGAGCUGGCCUCCCUUAGAGUGGCUGUGCUGGAAGAAGGCAACAAAUUCCUCGGACACCGAAUCAUCCCCAUCAAUGCUUUAAAUUCUGGGUACCACCAUCUGUGCCUGCGCAGUGAGAGCAACAUGCCCCUCACCAUGCCUGCGCUCUUCGUCUUCUUGGAGAUGAAAGACUAUGUACCUGACACCUGGGCAGAUCUCACUGUGGCGCUCGCUAACCCCAUCAAGUACUUCAAUGCCCAUGACAAGAAGUCUAUGAAGCUCAAGGAGGCCACAGGAAGUCUGCCUGAGAAGCCUUUCCCAUCCCUGAAUCCCGCUGCCUGCCAGGCCAAUGGGACAACAUCAUCAGCCCCAGCAGGCAAUGGGUCUGCAGCUGCUGGGGCCACUGCGAAGGAGACCAAGAAAGAAGCGGCAGAGCCGCAGACGGCCAGCCUGGAGGAGCUGCGGGAGCUGAAGGGCCUGGUGAAGCUGCAGCGGAGACACGAGAAGGAGCUGCGGGAGCUGGAGAGGCGCGGCGCCCGGCGCUGGGAAGAGCUGCUGCAGCGCGGCGCGGCGCAGCUGGCGGAGCUCCAGGCGCAGCAGGGCGCGGGCUGCAAGCUUCGCCCAGGCAAGGGCUCCCGCAAGAAGAGGACCCUGCUCGGCGAGGACACUGGCGCGCUGGCGCCCGCCGAGGGCCCCGAGGGCGCGGACGCGCGCGUGCGGGAGCUGAGGGACUGGCUGGAGCAGGAGCUGCUGCAUCACGGCGAGGAGCAGCACCGGUGCAUCCUGAAGCGCAAGGAGCAGCACGCGGCCGAGCAAACAGCUAAGAUGAUGGAGCUGGCCAGGGAGAAACAGGCCGCGGAGCUGAAGACCUUCAAGGAGACCUCAGAAAUGGACACCAAAGAGAUGAAGAAGAAGUUGGAGGCCAAAAGGCUGGAGCGGAUCCUGGCCAUGACCAAAGUGACCACAGACAAGGUGGCCCAGGAGAGGCUGAAGAGAGAGAUUAACAACUCACACAUCCAGGAAGUGGUGCAGGCUGUCAAACAGAUGACAGAGACCCUGGAUCGGCAGCAGGAGAGGCUGGAGGAGAAGCAGGCCGCGUGCCGGGAGAAGAUCCUGGAGCUGGAGAAGCAGUUCCAACAGGAGGCGCUGGCGGAGUACGAGGCCGGGAUGAAGGGCCUGGAGGCCGAGGUGAAGGAGUCGGUGAGGGCCUGCCUCAGGGCCUGCUUCCCCUCUCAGUCCGAGAACAAUCCUGAGAGGUCCUGUAAAGUCUUCAGUGAGCUGUGCCUGCAGGAUUCACCCACAGAUAAGGCUGAUGCCCAGGAGAGCCGCCUCUGAUGCCCCCAUCUUUGUUGGGAUGGAGCAAGGAUGUUUCACAUCUUCUUGGGCACAUGGCCACGGUUCCCAGGAGGAAAGGGCUCCUUUUGGGGUGCUGCAGGCCCUCUUCAGCAGGUAGAGGAGGCAGGAAAAAAGGACCACCAGGACAGGGCCCAAGUAGGGUCCAAGAGUCUUUUCCAAGCUCCCCGCUCUUCCCCCACCUGUUAAUAGUAUCAUCUGUUCCCUGAGGGCAGAAGACUGCAGACUGUGAGUCAGAAAACCAAGUCAUGCUACCCACCCUGCCUUUCCCAGUGCUCAACUGGUGGCGCCCCGCUCAGAAUGCAACUUCUCCUGGAGGCUGGGACCUGCCCCAUUGGAGCCUUUACUCUUGUACCUGUGGCUCAAGCAGGACCGAUCCCAAGCCCCCCUGUCCUGUUGUGGCACGGGCUUCCUGGCCACAUAUCAGACCUGCCCUGAAUAGGGAGUGUAGCUAGGCAAAGAUGGACGCUUCCUCAAAGCUUCCUGGAAACAGCUGCCCUCAGGAUGGUAACUGAGGCCCCUCCUGCAUCUCUUGUCUGUGGAGUACAGGAGGCCCACAUGGAAAAGCGGCCUCAGCUGUCCUUUGCUGCUGACACAUGUGUCGUGUGAUGAAGGGAGACGGGCCUCUCGGGUGCUCCUCUACCCUGAACCUUGCUCACCUUUUUUUCUGAGCUUGAGACAGGUACCUCCUGGCAGGCACCUCCGCUGGGCUGCCUCAGGAGGUCAGUGUCAAGAGCUCUUCCGGUUUAUUUAUUGCUCUCCUUCCUACUCCUUACUAAAGAAGCCUAACCCUGUGUCUCCUGCCUUAGCCUGGUCUCUCUGUUCUGCACUUGUAAAAGGGUAGAAGAGGAAUGCAGUACCCCUGGAAUGACGUGCCUCAGGGUAAAAGAAUUCCCUUGGGGGGCUGGAGAGAUGGCUUAGCGGUUAAGGUGUUGGCCUGCAAAGCCAACGGACCUAGGUUCGAUUCCUCAGGAGCCACGUUAGCCAGAUGCACAAGGUGGCACAUGCAUCUGGAGUUUCUCUCUCCCUCUCUUUCUCUCUCUCUGUCAAAUAAAUAAAAAUAAAGUAUUUUUUAAAAAAGUAAUUCCUUUGGGAGCUGAACAGAAUGCGUGCUCUAAGAUAAAUGGCCCUGCCUCUGGAUUCACAUGGGGAGAGUAGCUUCCUCUUCUGCUGGCCCCCAUACCACAGCCACAGGAAGAUGAUUUCACUCGCUCUUCUCCACCCUGACACGGAUGUGGCCCUUCCUUUUCUCUGCUCCUAGAACUGGAGCAAAUGAGUCCUGCUAACAAGGUACAAAAUGCUGUCCUUCCCGGGACACACAGAGCCCAUGGGCUGUAAUUUGGACACUAGGCCCUAGUACAAAAGUGUCCCCUCAUGCUCUUGGUGGCCCCAAAUCUCUAGGUUACUGGGACCUCUUUAAGAAGACCUAGGAUGGGGCUGGAGAGAUGGCUUAGCGGUUAAGCGCUUGCCUGUGACGCCUAAGGUUCAAGGCUUGACUCCC
This is a messenger RNA of Jaculus jaculus (lesser Egyptian jerboa), 5230 nucleotides long. It is a transcript of the gene Plcb2, whose product is annotated as phospholipase C beta 2. Gene Ontology annotation, molecular function: phosphatidylinositol-4,5-bisphosphate phospholipase C activity; calcium ion binding. The record is from RefSeq and is a predicted model, not a curated record. Gene Ontology annotation, biological process: phosphatidylinositol-mediated signaling; lipid catabolic process. The coding region runs from base 175 to 3711 and encodes 1178 amino acids. The transcript has 32 exons. Lineage: Eukaryota; Metazoa; Chordata; Mammalia; Rodentia; Dipodidae.